This is a messenger RNA of Physella acuta, 830 nucleotides long. Its product is annotated as tRNA wybutosine-synthesizing protein 3 homolog. NCBI's taxonomy places the organism in Eukaryota, Metazoa, Mollusca, Gastropoda, Physidae. The record is from RefSeq and is a predicted model, not a curated record.
UUUAGGCCUACAAGCGCAUUAUUUUGUUGAUAAAAAUUCUUCAGUGACCACUCAGCUGUUAGAGAUCUGACCUCUGUGUGAAAAUGGCAUUUACAAACCAGAAGAUGCAGCGCCUGGAGCACACAGAUCUGUCUAGAAAAGGCGCAAUUGAUGAUGCACUAGUUGAACUUGUACACUUUAUUAACGCUAAUGCAAAAUAUUUUACCACAAGCUCAUGCUCAGGACGAAUUAUUGUAUUUCAAAAUCAAUCAGAAACAGUAAAGAAAAAAGGAUGCCAGUGGCUGUAUGUGUCUCAUGUUCCUGUGGAGUUUGAAGCUAUAGAAAAAUCUCUAGAGAAUAUAACAGACGAGGCAGUUUUUAAGUUUGAACCAAUGGUGAUGCACAUACAGUGUCAAGAUUUGGAAAGUGCUCAGAAAUUGCAUCAAGCAGCAGUGGCAUCUGGUUUCAGAAACUCAGGCAUCACGAUAGGAAGUAAAGGGAAAAUAAUGAUGGCUGUGAGAGGCACUCAUUCAUUAGAAGCCCCUUUGUCUUCCAAAGGUCAAGUUCUGGUAACGCAACAGUACAUAAAAUAUUUAAUUGAAUCUGCAAACAGUAAAAUGGAGGAAAAUUUCUGCAGAAUCAACAGGUUUUAUGAACAAGUCAAAUCACUGUCAGUGUCAACAAACAGUUCAAAGAUGAAAAAAUCUCAUGGGAUCAAGUCUAAAACUAAAACCUACACUAAUAAUAAACCUAUAGAAGAUAACAAAACAAUUGACAAUAGUAGGGAUGUCUUUGAGGAAGAUGAAAAGAAUUUAUCUUUGUUUAUGUUUGAUUCCACAUGACAAUAAAUG